UGACUUCCGGGACCUGUAAUCAAUAGUUCGACGAGAUAGAAUAAGUUGGCAGGAGGUUGGACGUAUUACAAGGUUUAUGUGGUUUAUAGUGCUUUUGAGAAUAGUGUUAUAAAAAGUAAUGAACAUUUUUAAUAUAUUUACGAAGUAAACUUCUUCACUUAUCCACGUCAUUCCUGUGAGUUCUUUCUGGGAACAAGGUUAAUGUGUACUAUGUAUUUGUAAAUCUUACCGGAAUGUUCUUUGUGCUGUCAAACUACGAUUAUUUCGCACCAGAAAACUAUUAUUUUAAAAUAGUUUUUAUUUGUGUUUAACAAUUUGUCUAAUAAGAAGCAACACAUAAUGGAAGGCAACUACAGUGGAUUUUCUUUAUAUCACAAUGGAGGGCCAAGAAGAGAAAAUGAUUUUGGGAAACUUGCUCAGACUGUUGGCACUAAUAUUCAGAAAAUCUCACAAAAUGUUUCAUCUAUGCAGCGUAUGGUUAAUCAGUUGGGUACCCCUCAAGAUUCACAAGAACUACGAAGUCAGUUGCAACAAAUACAGUCUUACACACAGCAGCUGGCCAAGGAUACAAACGCAAGCCUGAAAGAGUUAUCAAGUAUUACAACAGCUAAUCCAGACCAGAGGGAAUGGAAAGCCCAGAAAGACAGACUUGCUGAUGAGUUCACUACAGCUCUUAAUUCCUUCCAAGCCUCACAAAGAGAUGCAGCCCAUAAAGGCAAAGAACAGAUUCGGCGAGUGAGGGCCAGCUCUGGAAUAGGUGAUCCAUUUGGAGGUGGGAGAUUUACUGAUGAAUUAAUUGAAUUGCAAGAUAAUUCCAGUCGCCAUCAGGCCCAAAUUCAAGAAGAAAUGAACUUGCAGAUGCUGGAAGAACAAGAACAAUCUAUUCGAGAAUUAGAGAGCAAUAUUAGUGACAUCAAUCAAAUUUUCAAAGAACUGGGUGCUCUUGUCCAUGAACAAGGAGAAGUAAUAGAUAGUAUAGAGGCCAGUGUGGAGAAGACAGAAGUAUAUGUAAGUGAAGGUCACAAUCAGCUCCGUCAAGCCAGUAAUUAUCAGUCUAAAGUUCGAAGGAAGAAGUGUAUAUUGGCUAUUUGUCUGGCAGUCAUCUUGUCCAUAAUUAUUGGGAUUAUUAUUUGGAAGACUUCAUGAAGUCAUGAUAAGUGAAACAUCUGCACAUAUGAAGCUGGAGAAUUUCUCCUUCAUAUAUAAUGAACAUGUAUAUACAGAAUGUGGUUGAAAUUUUGGGUAAAUGUACCCUAGAGCAAUGUUAUAUAAUAAAAUAAUUUGUAUAUACUGUCUAUCAAGUAAAUCAAAAGAAUUUUGUAUUGUAUAAACAUUAAUUGCUGCAAGACUUGUAUAAAAAUAGGAACAUUGGAUAAAAUUUUGAUAUUCAAACUCUCAGAUAUUAAAUAUUGUACGUAUAGAUACAAAUCUGUAUUUCCACUGUGUACAUUAUAAAUGUCACUUGUUUAUUGAUAUAUCUGUAUAAUUAUAGUUGCUAAGUGAAUCUGCCUUGCAAAAUGAUAUUAAUAAAAAAAUGAUACCGGCAGUAAUGGAUACACAGUUGGUAAUAAUGAUGAAGAUAGUGAGUAAGCUGUUAUAUUUGUUCUGUGACGGUUGUAAAUUUCUGAAAAUAUUUUGGUAUCAGAUUCUAAAUAUGAUGCUGAAAUGUAUGGCAGUUGUGUCAUUGUUCUUUGUUACAUUGACAUAGAAGAAUGAUGUGAGAAUGACCAAGUAAAAUAAGAAUGACAUAAAGGACUAUUUUUGGAACCUAUGCUUACACCUGUCUGAUUGAUUUUCAAUGCAUCUUUUAGUUCCUUAAGUUUAGUCAUAAGAGUUAUAAGAACAUUAUGAUUUCCAUGGGAGAUUGUCUUCUAUUCACAAUAUAUUAUAUAAAACCAACUUAGUUUCCUUUAUUGUAAAAGUUGUGUUCAAAAAUAUGGGGCAAGUUUACAAACAUUCCAGACAAAAAUUAGUUUUAAAAUUUCCAUUAUGCAGAAAUGAUGAGCAUGAAUGUCCCUAUACCAUACACAACCCAAUACAUGCCAAUUAGAUCCAAAUCCUUGAUGUACUGGAUGGUGGAGGGUAAUGAAUGUAUAUAAUAAAGUAGGUAAUAUAUAAUUGGAAGGCUAAGAGGAAGAUCAUAAUAGUUAUUUUUAUAUUAAGGGAGUGAAUUAAUUGUUUUUGGUAAUGAUUGAGAUUUUUUAGUGUAGUUUUUUUUAUUCCAAAAGUUAAGGCUAAAUAAUUGAGAUCGAAAUAAGAAGCACUUAUAAUUUCACUCACGAAAUAUAAACAUUUUUUCUAUGAUCGUAUGAAAAUGCUUGUUUUAGAAUCAUAUGUUUCAUCUCUUAAGUCUUCAUUGUUUACCCUGUUCACAUUUGUUAACAAACGGAAGAAACGAAUGUCAGGGAGUGUAGAGGAGAUGCGAGAUAAUGAAUGGUGUGUGGUGAGGAUGGACAAUGAGGACAUAAAUGUGCAUAGGUAACGAUGGUAUGCCAAAAAGUCUUGCACUGAGAUGUCACUUGUGAAAGAUAUUUUUUGCUCUCGGAUGUCAUGUUUUUUAAUGUCUUCAUAAAAGACUAACUUCACACAGACUCAGCGGUGUAGAAUCACUCUUUUAAUGUGAUUAAGGAAAAAAUUAUUUUGUUUUCUAUUAAAAACACAUAAACAGUAUCCGAAGAAAAAACUUAACUUCCAUAUACUGAAAGUAAAACUCCUCGUCUUUAUAAAUAUCAAAAUGUUUUACGGUUCAUAAUGUUAAUAAAUUUUGGGGCCUUAGAUUUAGCAAGUUGUAUACAAAAUGUAAUUUUAUUAAAAUUUUGUUUUCUUUAUUGCUUUAUGCACUAAGACUGCAAGUUCUGACUGAUAACAAGUAAAGAUAUACAAUGGUAACAAAAAUCUUUUUAACAGGCAAAUAUUGCAUCAAUUUUGCUUUUAGUGAUAAUUUAGUAUUAUUUUGCAGGUAUUAGCUGCUAAAAAGUUUUCCUUCAAAAGCUAUAAUAAAAAAACUAUUGACUUAACGAAUGAACCCCAUCUUCCUACCCCUUUUUUAUCAUUUUAUUUAAGAAAUAUUCAUACUAUAAAAAUUUGAGUGAAUAGUCAUUUAACUUUAAGCAAUUUUCAUAAUUAUUGCUGUACUUAAUGUACUAUGGACUGAAGAAAAAAAUACUCUUGAAAGAACCUAUCUUCCUCUUAUCUUGGAUCAUCUCUGAAUAGAAAGAAUCAAUUUGAUUUCCCUAUUACAUAGCUAAAAUUAUGUUGGUGUGACAUUUUUCCAGUUUUUUUUUCUUUACUUUGGACAAGUUUCAUCAUAUUCUUACAAUGUUUUGACUUAAUACAUUUAUCCCACUGGUUUCUGCUCUGACAUCUGAUUUUAUCCUUCUGAUUACCGCUUGGACUAUUGUUACAUUCAUUAAUGUUGUAUGUUUAUGUCUGUAUUACAUACAUUAAUAAUGUUUUAUUAAUGGCCAUUUAUUAACAUUAUUAAUGUUAUGAUGUUCACUUAGCAGUUGUCCAUAAAUUAUGUAUUGCUUAAAAAGGGGGAGGGAGUGUGAGGCAGAGUUACACUGCAUUUCAAAAGGUAGUGAGGUGAUAGUUUAGUGUUAGGUCACUGAUAUGUAUUUUUUUAUAUUUCAAUAUUUACUGAAUUAAUUCUUUUUGUUUGGAUCUAUACUAAAACUAAGAAAACAUUGAAAGGUUAAGUAAGUAAAUUAAAAAAUAUGUAAAUAAAUUAAAAAGUUAUGAUGAAUAAAUUGUUUAAAUAAAAGAUAAAAUUUUGAC
Messenger RNA from Gryllus bimaculatus (two-spotted cricket), 3777 nucleotides. The record is from the annotation of a GenBank genome assembly. NCBI's taxonomy places the organism in Eukaryota, Metazoa, Arthropoda, Insecta, Orthoptera, Gryllidae.